AUGAAAGCUAUAUCUUUCACUGCGGUAUUGAUACUUGCAAAUGCACUUGCGUACCACGAUCCAGAUCUGAAUUACCAUCUUAGUCAAGUGCAAAAAGCUUCCAAUUGUGCUGAUUCGGGUUACUCAUACCCUGCGCCUGGUAUCCAAUUUACUCAUUCUGGAAUCAACGUGGCUCCGGCUCCAGCUGUAGUUUCACAGCCAACCGCCUCUAUCAAGUACACUCCGGCCAUUCAGUAUGCCGCACAACCAACUUACCAAACGGUUGAAUCAAACUACAUUACUGCACCGGUGUAUACAAAAGAACUGCAUGGUUACGUAACAUCCGCUGGCCUGUCUUCAAGUGCGUCAACUACUAAAACAGUGACACCCCUAGCAACAUACGCUCAAGCACCCAUAAUUGCAAAGAUUACCGCAGCCCCCCUCAUUGCUAAGUUUUCUGUGGCACCAGCUAGAACGACUUACUAUUCACAAAACAACGUACAACAGGCAUCAUACGCAUCUGGAUCUUCAGCGAAGGCAUCUCUAUACAGCAACACUGUUCAUCAAGGACCUGUAGUAUCGCAAGUGUUUGCUGCACCGACAGUUAGAUACGCUGCAUCACCAGCGCUAAACGCACAGCAAAACGCACAAGUUGAUUCUACGCAAUACUCUACUGGUGUUCAAUAUAACCAAGUCCAAAACUUACCCGCCCUACAGAUUCCACCAGCAAUUCAAUAUGCCGCGCCAAGUGUUUCUCAAGUGCCUGUCCCUAGAAUUACACAAUAUUUUACGCCUACGCAAUAUUCCUCGGGAGCAAGUUACAUCGCUUCUACUGCAGCACAGUACCUACCAACUGUAAAGCACGCUGGAGCAGCUCUGAAUCAAGUUGUAGUGCCAAUUUCUAAUGGCUAUUCAAAAGGACUUAGCUCAGCGCCAGCUUAUUCGUCUGCUUCUUUCACUCGGCACUCGAGUCCCGCGGUAGCGGCAUACUCAAGACCAGCCAUUGCUCCGGUCUCGACUCACUACUCUACUCCAGUCAUAUCUCACUACUCUACUCCGGGUGUUGCGCAAGUUCCAGAAUAUCUUGGAGCAAGAACAAACUAUGCAUCUACUCCAUCGUUAGCAAUCGGAGGUCAUAUUUCAUCAGCUAACUCUGUGAAAAACGUCCACACAGAAUUUUUAGAAAACUAUGACGCACAUCCGAGAUACGCCUUUGAAUACGGUGUCAAUGACCCGCACACCGGAGACAUUAAGCAACAAAAGGAAGAACGAGAUGGGGAAGUUGUAAAAGGUCAGUAUUCCUUAGUGGAGCCUGACGGCUCGGUGAGAACAGUGGACUACGUAGCCGACUGGGAGACCGGUUUCCACGCUGAUGUGCGCAACAGCAAAGACAAUCAACACUAAAGGCACACAAAACCACUGCAGGCCUUACGAUACCAAUCGCCUUAUUUAGACAGACCGCCUAUAGAGCUAGACCUAAUUUCUUAAAUCUUAGCGCCUACGGAUUUAUUUAGAACGUACAUAAUUAAAAUUACUUGAACGCUUAAUUGGGGCCAGGCGGAAACGUGACUACGUAGCAAAGAAGCAAAUAACCACAUUGUGAGUUAAUUUAAUUAGAAAAUUACUUUAAGUACAUAAUGAUUAAAGGCUAUUAGUAAGUUUUAAAAACGAAUUGAAAAUUGCAUUUGGGAAGUUGCACAUCGUGUGCAAAUACUUCUACUGGAAACUGGUAACCUGUACAUUCUAUUUGCCUAAUUAUAUU
Molecule: messenger RNA, 1741 nt
Organism: Bombyx mandarina (wild silkworm)
Lineage: Eukaryota; Metazoa; Arthropoda; Insecta; Lepidoptera; Bombycidae
Gene: CPR79
Product: cuticular protein RR-2 motif 79
Cellular component (GO): extracellular matrix
Source: RefSeq, a predicted model, not a curated record